AAUGUGUUUCUGUGUGCUCCAUCCAGGACUGUUUCUUCUACUCGUUGGUGUUCGACCCCAACCAGAAGACCCUCCUGGCAGACCAGGGAGAGAUCCGAGUGGGCUCCAAGUACCAGGCAGAGAUCCCCGACAAGCUGGCAGAGGGGGAAGCAGACACCCGCAUCCAGGAGAAGCUGGAGACCAAGGUGUGGGACACCAACAACCAGCUCAAAGACCCCCAGAUCGACCAGUUCCUGGUGGUGGCGAGAGCUGUGGGGACCUUUGCUCGGGCCCUGGACUGCAGCAGCUCCAUCCGGCAGCCCAGCCUCCACAUGAGUGCCGCGGCAGCCUCCAGAGACAUCACACUGUUCCACGCCAUGGACACGCUGCAGAAGAACAGCUACGACCUGGCCAAAGCCAUGUCCACGCUGGUCCCUCAGGGGGGGCCGGUGCUGUGCCGCGACGAGAUGGAGGAGUGGAGCGCCUCCGAGGCCAUGCUGUUCGAGGAGGCUCUUGAGAAAUACGGCAAAGACUUCAACGAUAUCCGCCAGGACUUUGUAAGCUCUCUUUGUUCUCUUACAGUAUAUGUAACAGUGGACAUUUUUAAACCACUUCUUUUUGGAUUAGCUUUUCAUUAGCAAAAUCCCCUUUGG
Messenger RNA from Notothenia coriiceps (black rockcod), 632 nucleotides. RefSeq names its product metastasis-associated protein MTA2-like. Lineage: Eukaryota; Metazoa; Chordata; Actinopteri; Perciformes; Nototheniidae. Gene Ontology annotation, cellular component: nucleoplasm; NuRD complex. Gene Ontology annotation, molecular function: transcription corepressor activity; histone deacetylase binding; transcription coactivator activity. The transcript is spliced from 4 exons. The coding region runs from base 312 to 617 and encodes 101 amino acids. Gene Ontology annotation, biological process: negative regulation of transcription by RNA polymerase II. The record is from RefSeq and is a predicted model, not a curated record.